AACCGCACAAUGUAGCAUAAUUUAAAUGUAGGUGCCAAGUACCACAGAAAUCCCAAGUUUGAGGGCACCAACUUUCGAAGUGUUUGUCAAGCAGCCAUCAUGUGCAAUGAUCUCAUUUCAGAGUCACCUCAAGUAGAAUAUAAAAGAAAACUUAUGGCUACGGAACUCAGCAAUGCUACCCCAAGUGAAAUAUACCGCGGUAAUGCGGCACCACCAGCGGAACAUCGACCAUGGGAGCGUCUUUUCGACUUGAUUCAACUUCAAACGAACAGUGUGGAGGCGGACCUUCUUGCCAAAAAUGCACCUACAGAAGAUAUUCGCUCGCUGCUGUCUAUCACUUACAGCAAACGGAAGUAUCUCACUCGUGAAAAUUUUGUUGGGUUAUUGGGGUUAGAGCCGGAGUAUGACGCUGUAAGAGAAUUUUCUGCACAAGAGUUCUCACUUCUUAAGCAGCUUCGUGCUGAGCAGGUAGCUUCAAACCAGCCGUGGUCGAACAGUGAUGUAGUGUCCACGAUACUGUAUAAUUGUGCUGUGGAACGUCUGGACUAUAGUGCACUCAAUAUCCGGAAGCGAAGAUUUAGAGCUGUUUCUAGACGUAUACCAGCUAUUGAUGACCAAUUGAAGAAGAAACCUAUUGUCACUGGGCAGCGAAUCAUACUAACAACAGAAAAAAACAAUAUGUGA
Molecule: messenger RNA, 684 nt
Organism: Phytophthora nicotianae INRA-310
Lineage: Eukaryota; Oomycota; Peronosporomycetes; Peronosporales; Peronosporaceae
Exons: 1
Coding region: 100-684 (194 amino acids)
Source: RefSeq, a predicted model, not a curated record